AUGACGGAUUGCAAGGUGGUGGUGAGGAGCUGGGCGUCCGGUGAUGACAGUGGAAUGGCGAUUUCUCGCGGCCGCCUCUCCUCUCACUGUCUCCACCAUCCUCCUCGCCUCCUAUCUCUGUUGCCGCUCCUACCACUACCCAGUGCCCUCAACAACAACCACCACCAUCACGGCAUCACCGCAGCAACCACACACCUUGACGCCUGGCUGAAGCUGAACGGAUCGUGCCCGGUUUCCAGGAACUUGCCGCUGCCAACCCCGCUAUCCACGCCGCUCUCGGAGGUCGUUUCACUCUUGCAGACUCGCAGUACGCCGCGGAUCGGAGGCGGAGGAGUUUACAGUAAUCUUGCUGGUGAGACAUUUCUUUGCUGUGUUUAUCGGUGGAACGGAAGAUUACCCCCUUCACACUUCUUACUGUGGAGGAUACGGAUGAUGAUGAGAUGGUGGAGAUUGAUCUGCCAGAUGGAAAAUAAUUGUUAUUGUACAAUGUUGCAUUUUAGUUGAUUGUGUAUGGAAUUGUGAGGUGGAGUUUAA
Molecule: messenger RNA, 534 nt
Organism: Corylus avellana
Lineage: Eukaryota; Viridiplantae; Streptophyta; Magnoliopsida; Fagales; Betulaceae
Source: RefSeq, a predicted model, not a curated record